CACGCCGGAUGUUGGCGAUGCCAACUUACAGGCGGCGGCGGCGCGUGUUGCGUUACUCGAAUACGAACGACUCGAGGUGGUGGUCAACGUGGACUUGCCGCUGUUGCCACGCUCAAGCAGGAAUAGCGAGCUCCGAGGGUCGGGGGGGGGAGAGAGUCCUUGCGUUCGUUUACACAGCGCGUCAAGUCGCCGCGGGGACCAUGGUUCUUCUGGAGAACGACGUGUUUCUUAACGAGCUCACCAGGCUGUUCCAAAAGUGCCGUUCGUCUGGCAGCGUCUACAUGACCAUGAAGAAAUAUGACGGCAGGACCAAGCCCAUUCCCAAAAAGGGCACACUCGAUUCUGUACAAGAACCGGCAGAAAACAAGUGUCUCCUUCGAGCAUCGGAUGGAAAGAAGAAAAUCAGCACAGUGAUAAGCUCAAAAGAAGUCAACAAAUUCCAAAUGGCAUACUCCAGUCUCCUCCGUGCCAACAUGGAUGGACUCAAGAAGAAAGACAAAAAGAACAAAACCAAAAAGACGAAGGCAACUUAGUUGUAUAAGUUUACAAACUCGACUGUUAUACGAACACUUAUUUGCUUGUUUUCAAAUCGGUUAAAGCUUUUGUUGGUGUCAAUACAGUUUGAAGCUGUUUUAUGCUCAACUUACAGCUUUUUCCAUUAAUCCCAUGCAUUGUAUACAUACAAACCUUUUGUUGGCAAACUUUUCCGUCUUACCUCUGCUCUAUACUUUCAUUUUAAAGUAGAGGUCUGAAUUGGAAAUGUGCCCCCUCUGAUGCAUCCAUUGUAUUAAUUUUGCGUAUACAAUUAAGUUAACAUUUUAAAAGCAAUUUUAAGUUUAAAAUUUGUCUUGUUGUAUAAAGUAAUUAUCACAUGUACUGUCAUUUGUAUUUGUUUGUCUUUGCCCCAUGUUCACAAAUACAUUAUAAUCAAAAGUA
Messenger RNA from Lethenteron reissneri (Far Eastern brook lamprey), 936 nucleotides. It is a transcript of the gene SRP14, whose product is annotated as signal recognition particle 14. Gene Ontology annotation, biological process: SRP-dependent cotranslational protein targeting to membrane. Gene Ontology annotation, molecular function: 7S RNA binding; endoplasmic reticulum signal sequence receptor activity. Lineage: Eukaryota; Metazoa; Chordata; Hyperoartia; Petromyzontiformes; Petromyzontidae. The record is from RefSeq and is a predicted model, not a curated record. Gene Ontology annotation, cellular component: signal recognition particle, endoplasmic reticulum targeting.